This is a messenger RNA of Egretta garzetta (little egret), 2178 nucleotides long. RefSeq names its product kelch like family member 14 (gene KLHL14). Lineage: Eukaryota; Metazoa; Chordata; Aves; Pelecaniformes; Ardeidae. The coding region runs from base 1 to 2178 and encodes 725 amino acids. The transcript is spliced from 14 exons. Gene Ontology annotation, molecular function: protein binding. The record is from RefSeq and is a predicted model, not a curated record.
AUGGCUGCUGGACAGAAAGCACCAGCACCACCUGUGAGCUGGCUACUACUGCAGGGAGAUGAGAGAUAUGGCUUGGGAAGAGAAGGACCUGUACCAGUACAUCAAAUGGUGUCUGCAAAAAACCAGCAUGCCAAAGCCAUGCAACCUGGGACAUAUCCGAUCAGAUCAGGUAGCUGUGGCACAGCUGAAGAAGCGAAAUUAAACGCAAUGAACUUACUGAUGAUCAAAAAUAGUAACUCACAGGAGAGGAGUUCUCCUCUAGUAGCUGUCAGCUCAGACUUCAAAACACUGGAGGAUGCUGCAGUGGCUGGACCUUCUCACUCUGGAGGUGGACCAGGUGUCAUGAAACACAACUGGGGAAGCCAAGACUGCACAGAUGGGUUUAUAACGGGGAGUCUGGGAGGGGGUGGCAGAGCUGCUGAGGAGCUGCUGGAGUCCCCACCUUGGGACAUGGGGCAAAAAGCCUGGUCCAGACUGCAAGCUGCAGGUGGGAACUCCUGGGCUUGGUGUGAUGGAAAGCUUCAGAAGUGGCAGGAAAGAGAUGAAAUAACAGCUAUGACCCUAGUAGUCAUUCAAGAUAUUAUUGACCUGGAGGAUUUGUGUGCAGCGUCGUCCAUCGGGCUGCGGCUGGUGCUGGAGUACCUGUACACGGCCAACGUGACCCUCUCGCUGGACACGGUGGAGGAGGUGCUGUCGGUCAGCAAGAUCCUGCACAUCCCGCAGGUCACCAAGCUGUGCGUGCAGUUCCUCAACGACCAGAUCUCGGUGCAGAACUACAAGCAGGUGUGCAAGAUCGCCGCCCUGCACGGCCUGGAGGAGACCAAGAAGCUGGCCAACAAGUACCUGGUGGAGGACGUGCUGCUGCUCAACUUCGAGGAGAUGCGCGCCCUGCUCGACUCGCUGCCCCCCCCCGUCGAGUCGGAGCUGGCGCUCUUCCAGAUGUCCGUGCUCUGGCUGGAGCACGACCGGGAGACCCGCAUGCAGUACGCCCCGGACCUGAUGAAGCGCCUCCGCUUCGCCCUCAUCCCGGCGCCGGAGCUGGUGGAGCGGGCCCAGUUAUUUGUUGGCCUCCAGCGUCUCAAAUCCUUUUAUGUCAUGAGAUUUGUGGAUGUAAGUAAAAUUCACUGCCCAAUCACCUGCUCUUGCUGGGUCUGGGCUGGUCUUCUGGCUCUUUUUGUUAGCACCUUGCCUUCAGUGAGCAAAUACCUGAAGUUCAAUUUGGCUCUGCUGCAGUUAAGAAUUCGUUCCAAUAAGAAAAUGCUGUUAUUGGUUGGAGGAUUGCCUCCCGGACCUGACCGGCUACCCAGCAAUUUGGUUCAGUAUUAUGAUGAUGAAAAGAAGACGUGGAAAAUACUGACAAUUAUGCCGUAUAACAGUGCCCAUCACUGUGUUGUGGAAGUGGAAAACUUCUUGUUUGUGCUGGGAGGAGAAGACCAAUGGAACCCUAAUGGGAAACACAGUACAAACUUUGUUAGCCGAUACGAUCCCAGGUUUAACAGCUGGAUACAACUUCCACCCAUGCAAGAGAGGAGAGCCAGUUUCUACGCCUGCCGCCUUGACAAGAACUUGUAUGUAAUUGGUGGAAGAAAUGAAACUGGCUACUUGUCCAGCGUGGAAUGCUACAAUCUGGAGACAAACGAGUGGCGUUAUGUGUCUUCGUUGCCGCAACCUUUGGCGGCCCACGCAGGAGCCGUUCACAAUGGCAAGAUAUAUAUUUCAGGAGGUGUUCACAAUGGAGAAUAUGUCCCCUGGCUGUACUGCUAUGACCCCGUGAUGGACGUCUGGGCCCGAAAACAGGACAUGAACACAAAGCGAGCAAUCCACACUUUGGCUGUAAUGAAUGAUCGACUGUAUGCAAUUGGAGGAAACCAUUUGAAAGGUUUCUCUCAUCUCGAUGUUAUGCUUGUGGAAUGCUAUGAUCCAAAAGGUGACCAGUGGAAUAUCCUCCAGACCCCCAUUCUGGAGGGUCGCAGCGGCCCUGGCUGUGCAGUCCUUGAUGACAGUAUUUACCUUGUAGGAGGCUACAGCUGGAGCAUGGGAGCCUACAAAUCUUCUACUAUUUGCUAUAGUCCUGAGAAAGGAACUUGGACAGAACUAGAAGGAGAUGUUGCUGAGCCACUUGCAGGACCUGCCUGUUCGACUGUCAUACUGCCAGCCUGCGUACCAUACAACAAAUGA